AUGGAUUACGACUACACUACGCAGACAAGGCGAAGCAGGGAUGGGAACGGGUUUUCGCAGCCUCGUCCGGGCUACCAACCGCGACCAACUCGUCGGCCGCAUAGAACUCGAUCUCAAGAUUCUGACUACAUAGCACAGGAUUCCCAGUCUGACGAUGAUUACAUAGCCUCACCUGAGCUGAAGAGAGAUGUAUGGAGGGAUCGUACGUCAAGGUACGACGACCGGUACAGCGACAAUCCUUUUAGGGAAGCUUCACCGAUCCGUGACUCUUCAUCAAGACAUCACAGUGAAAGUCCACAUUCAGACUAUGCUCAGCAUCCCGAAAGGCGAAACAAGCAGAAAAUCAAGGCAGGCUGGGGUAGCAGCGACUUUCACACGCAAAGCCACAGCUUGAAUCCUCGAGAGCAUGAAAACUAUCUUGAAGCAAAGCAAUUUCUGGAUCGCUACACCAAGCUCCACGCUCACCCUGCGGAUCGGUCCGACACCGAAUCCUACAGUACCGGCGAUAGUAGCCCAGCAAAUCGCCAAGAUGAAUCUUACGAGCGAUAUCCAGGCCCUCAACGAGAUGCUGAGGAUUACUACGCGCCAAGUCGAGACAAUUACCGAGAAAGACUCCAUGAACAACGUACUCGUUCGCGGCAUGCAAACGACCGUUACCACCGGCCCGAGGGGGAGUACGACGAGUACAACCAGCGCAACCGCUAUGAAUCUCACUCAAGGAAUCUAGAACCCCAAUUUAGUCGGCCUGGUCCAUCCUGCCCAGACGCUGAAGACCAGUAUACGAGCACCUUUUCAGCUCCUCAUCCCUCAAGACAUGCAGACCGCUCCUUCAACCGGUCCGGCCCCGUAUAUCCAGGCCGCAGGGACAAUACUCACGCCAUUGCAUACUCUGACAUAGCUUCUCGACCCAGUACCUCACAUUCCGACCGCUUGUCUCGUGUACCCACAGCCGUUGACUCAGAAGACUAUCCCUCACCGCCUCCUGCGGUACCUACACCACCUUUACUUGGGCGGCAGCGGCGGCAGAGCGGUAGUGACUAUGGUCUCAUGCCUGGUGCAUGGGGAAGCAGGAGCAGAAGUAGAAGUAGGAAUGGAUAUGCAUCUGGAAGGAGCACAAGGAGUAGAAGUCCCUACACCUCUCCUCCUAGACGGAACAAACACACCGGGAAUAGAAGGAUGAUUGGGAGCUAUAUGAGUGACAGUGAUGAUGACGGUUUAGGGGAGGGUGAUGACUACCUCCCCAGCGACAGCGACGACGAUCGAAUCAGUGUGGGUGGUGGAGGGCAGAGUGAUAUCUGCGAGAAGGAUAGUUGGCGCAGUAGAGAUGGAGGAGGGUAUACGAGUGAAGGGGUUGAGAGUGGUGUUGCUGGAGGUGCAUCUUAUCGUGGAAGAUGGUAG
Alternaria arborescens is the source of this 1398-nucleotide messenger RNA. RefSeq lists its product as hypothetical. The record is from RefSeq and is a predicted model, not a curated record. Bases 1 to 1398 code for a protein of 465 amino acids. Lineage: Eukaryota; Fungi; Ascomycota; Dothideomycetes; Pleosporales; Pleosporaceae. The transcript has a single exon.